This is a messenger RNA of Quercus robur (English oak), 3359 nucleotides long. RefSeq lists its product as uncharacterized. The transcript has 6 exons. The coding region runs from base 87 to 896 and encodes 269 amino acids. The record is from RefSeq and is a predicted model, not a curated record. Lineage: Eukaryota; Viridiplantae; Streptophyta; Magnoliopsida; Fagales; Fagaceae.
CGCCCUCCUAAUUUCAUUUCAUAAAUAAUGCUACAAAACCCUCGAAGAAAAAAGCCCGAAGCAGAAGCAGAAGCAGAUAGAAAGAAAUGGUGGAAGACACAACACUAUACCAACAAUUGCACAAGCUAAGUGGGAUAAAAUCAGAAGAAGCACUUCAUCACUUACUUUCCACUCUUUGGAACAGCAGACGAACCGGUCUCCGCCCUUCCGAAAAGUCCCACCUUCACUCUCUCCUCAAUCUUCCUUCUCUCCCCGAACUCGAUCCAUUGUUGGCGUGUCUUCGUUCACUUAUCAGAAAAUGUGCACAUGACAACGUAACUGGCGACGAACUUCUGAAGCUGUUCCCACCGGACCUUCCUAUUGAUCUCCAAACCACUCUUGUCUUGUCUUUCCAGAAGUUUCACAAUCAGUGGAAACAGGAUUUAUCCACUCAGCAGGAUCCGUUGCCAAGGAAUAAUAGUGUUUCCUAUCAAGUGAGAACAAGUGUUCCUCCUUCUUUCGCUUGCUUGCCAUCUUCGGAGAUUUCUACUACUUCUACUGUUACUUCACUAUGGCCUCGGCAAGAUGAUCCCGUUGCUCGACUCAAUCGGGAUGAUCUUGGGGCUUUGGCACCACUUGUUGUUGACACGAAUGCCUCUGCCACUCUUCUGGACAACCUGGGAACUCUACCCCGCCUUAAGUCAAUGACUUGGACGAUGCAGAAUUGCAGCUCAGCACCAGCUAAUAGAAUAGCUGUCAUCAGCCUUAAGUUGCAAGACUUCAGCAAGUCUCCUUUAGGUGAAAUGGAGGUGAAGUUUCAGCUAACUAGAGACACACUUGAAGCUAUGUUGAGAUCAAUGACCUACAUUAGUGAACAACUCUCAAACAUGGUAACAAGGUGCAACUCUCAAUCAUGAAAUGCAUGAAUAAGCUAGGGGUGGGUUCCACACAUGAAGCCCAUCAACCCCGUAGGAUUCCUAAUAAGAGAACAAGGAAGCAUCUCCUUAUUCUCAGUCCUCUCAGCAAUUGAACACAAACCAAGGAACAUUUCCUUUAAGUUUGUUCCCCACGCCAGACAUCAUGCCAAAUUGGAUCCUCCUUGCAUCUCCUACCCAAAUUGGAUCCUCCUUGCAUCUCCUACUCAAAAUUUGAAUUCUUCAACUCCCAAAAACCCAUACCAUGAUCAUGGCAGCAGUUUUUCUGGGAAAGAUAUGGCACAACUUGGGGCAGAUUUUUUGUCUAAUAUUGAUGUGAUUGCCAAAAGAGAUUUGCUGACUCUAGAGAUCUCUUUAUGUGUGGAGCGUGGGAUAGAGGGGCAGUGGGCUGUAGUUUCUUCUUUUAUUAAAGAUGUGAGCUCCAAUCAAAAUAGCCAUGGAAUGAGGCCCAACACUUUCAAGGGCCGUAACAAGCACACCCAAAACUGGACUCCCAAACCUAAGCCUAAAGCCCAAACCGUCUCUCAGCAACUCAUUAGUUCUAAUUCAAAAGCCACCCACUCUCAUCAGACCACCAACUCAUUGCCGAUGAAGCUCAUCUCCCCCUCCAUGCAUCCUCCAUCUAUCAUCACCACCAACGGCACUUCUAACCCACUGAGGAGCACCACUAGUAACGAUACCGACUUGCCUUUGACACCCACCAUCAUCAAAGACGCCACUUCCCUUCUGUUGUCUAACAUCGUCAUCUCCCCUCCAGUGAUGAACAGUCUCACUCCUCCAUUGAUGACCACCAUCUUUAACGACACCUCUUCCCAACUGGUGAUCGGCAACGUUAUCUCCCUACCAGUGAAGAACAGCCCCACCUCCAUCUGCAGCAGCUCUUCUCUGCCACGGGCUGAUUCUUUAGAAUUUGGGUUUGUGUCAGGCAUUAAUCCUCCACUGUUGUCCAACGGCAUUUCUCAGUCGAGCACUCCUGUUGCUCCGGUGCUAGUUAUUGCUGAGGAUUGUCUUGUUGAGCCUCACCCCUCCAUUAAGAAUUUCGUUGAAGAUUUGGAGCACACCUGUGGUAAUUCAGAGAAAUGGGUCUUAGAGCUUCGUGGGGGAGGCAGAUUACUAUUCCUCUCUCGCUAUACCACUCACCUGGGAGCAUGUCGGAUUUUUCUGAUCUCGAGGGAGCUAUGGGACAGGGUAACAACACUUUUAAGGAAGAAGGGCAUCUUGUUAGUUGGGCGGAUGAUUGUGUUGGUGCUUUGAAUAAUGUUUCUAGGUCAGAUUGUGAGUUGGGGGACUCUGAUGAGGGUCUUGUAAACUGGGAAAAUUUUAAAGAACCACUGGUUGUGCAACCUUUGGUCAUGGCUAACCCAGUUGCUCCACUUGUAGAAGUGGCAGUUGCCUCCUCUCAAUUAUCUCCUUGGGUUGAGAAACGUAUUAAAGCCUUUAGGAAAUCUGUGGGUACUUCCUUGGAAGGCUUCAAAGCGAAAAUUACUGGGAUUUUUUUAGCUUUGAAGGCUAGGAAGAAAGCUAAAAUGCAGGUAGAAUGCUCUCAGAAGAGAGAGCUUAAGUCAAGUUCUAAAGGUCCAUUUAGUUCGAGGUUGGCGUUGGCGACAAAAUUAAAUUUUGGCAUCAUGUGUGGUGUGGAAGCUGUACUCUCCGGGAGGCUUUUCCAGAACUCUAUAAUAUUAGUUGUAAUAAGGAGUCUUCCAUUGCAGAUGUUAUGCACUUUCCUAACCAGAGGCUUUAUUGGGAUCUUCUUUUUUCUAGAGCUCCCCAAGAUUGGGAAUCUGAACAUUUCUACACUUUUUUAGAUCUAAUCAAUUCUUUGCUCAUUAAUGGUGAAAGUUAGGACAAAAUUUGUUGGAAACCAAAAGGGAAUAAGAAUUUUAAAGUGAGUGAGUUCUAUCUCUCCCUUUCCUCUACUCUUGACAUUUCUUUCCCUUGGAAGCCUGUGUGGUGUUCAGAGGUCCCUCCUAGAGCUGUUUUCUUCUCAUGGACUGCCUCAUUAGGUAAGAUUUUGACUACUGAAAAUUUAUGGUAUAAGGGUGUUGUAGUUGUCGAUUGGUGCUUUAUGUGUAAAAAGAGUGGGGAAUCGGUGAAUCACCUUCUCCUUCAUUGUACUAUUGCUUAUGAUUUAUGGUCUAUGGUGUGGGCUCUUUUUGGUCUUCAAUGGGUUAUGCUGCAUGGUGUCUCUGAUUUAUUUUCAAGUUGGCAAGGUUCCUUCGGUGGGCAUCGGAGCAUUGAUGUAUGGAGGGCUGUCCCUCAUUGUGUCCUAUGGUGUAUUUGGCGAGAGCGAAACUCAAGAUGUUUCGAAGGGAAGGAGUGGUCUACUUCAGAUCUUAAAUCUCUUCUUCUUCAUACCUUGCUAGAGUGGAGUUCUUCCUUUAAUCUUUUCCCUUGUUCUAAUUUUUUAGAAAUGCUUGAUCUUUGUAAUUUAUGUGUUUGAUGUAC